This is a messenger RNA of Pichia kudriavzevii, 1038 nucleotides long. RefSeq lists its product as uncharacterized. The coding region runs from base 1 to 1038 and encodes 345 amino acids. The transcript has a single exon. NCBI's taxonomy places the organism in Eukaryota, Fungi, Ascomycota, Pichiomycetes, Pichiales, Pichiaceae. The record is from RefSeq and is a predicted model, not a curated record.
AUGGAAAAUUAUAUAUAUGAUAAAUAUAAAGAUCCUCACGAUUUCCCCGCUCUAGAUCUAAACUUGAACUUGAAUUCACCGAAUUCAACAACAAGCCUAUCGAGCCAACUACCAAGGAUUUCUGAUGAACACUUCAAGGAGAUCCUUGAAAAGAAGAAAAGAGCACGAAAAACAUCCAAAACUGAACAUGUUCAGAGAGUCGAUGCAGAUACUUUGCCUGUCCGUGUCGAUCGUAUAACCUCCUCCACGCCUAUAACGGAAAGCCACAAUGAUGCAGAUCUGAAGUUGAAGGAGUUACAGGAGAGAAUUGAACAAUUAGCAAUUGAAAAUUCAGAUUUGGCUAGUGAAAAUAAAAGCUUGAAUGAUAAGCUUGAUCAAUUAGAGCAAGAUUUGCAAUAUAAUAGUCAUCUCUUGUCUAAGGAACGAGACCUAAACAAAUCUUUGGUCUCCAACUAUGACAGUAAGUUAAAGUCGUUGAAUUCUCAGCUGGAACUAGAUAAUUCUACUAUUGAAAUCUUGAGAAAUGAUAAUUCAACUUUACAAAGUGAACUAGCAGAUUUAAAAGGAUUACUCAGUGCCAGGGAUAUUGCGAUAUCCAACUUAAAUAGUGAAUUAUCCAACGAGAGAAAUAAGUCAAGUAAUUUAAACGUGCAAGUGGCAAAACUAAGUACCCAAAUCCAAGGUUCAGAAAACGUGCUGAAGUUGUCCAAUGAUUAUUUUGGCUCAAAAUAUUCCUUCUUGGAAAUGGACAAAAUUGAUUCGUUAUCGUUGUUUGAGUCACAAAAUUUGUUGAAGAAUAUCGUGCAUGUCUUGAAUGUUAACUUCACUGGUUUAAAAUCGUCAAUCUUGUUUAUCAGAGAUGAAGUUUUUCCAUUUUUCAAUAAGAUCCAUAACUUACUACACUCUAGAAAGUCGGGAAACUUACUUGUAGUCAACAACUCUGCCAACUUAACUUUAUCUGAUCGUGAGAAUCUGAAGCAAUGCAUGCAUUUAUUAAUUGAGGACGUUGAAUCCUUGAAACAAUCAGAAAAUCGUUAA